Oppiella nova is the source of this 1062-nucleotide messenger RNA. Lineage: Eukaryota; Metazoa; Arthropoda; Arachnida; Sarcoptiformes; Oppiidae. The record is from the annotation of a GenBank genome assembly.
CUGUAAUGACAUCACAAUAACACAUGCGAUGCGUAAACAUAACGUGAUUUAAAUCAAAACACGUGUUCAUUGUCUUCGUGUCCAACCAUGGAUCAGAUGAGUGAUGAUAAUAACGCCAACGACUCGUGUGGCGAACCAAUCGCUGAACGGGAGGUGACGGCCGACCAGAGGGACGACCAAUCGGUCGCUGAAGAGGAGACAAACAGCUCUAAGAAACGAAAAUCUGGCAAAAAAGUGGUCAAAAUCGGUGACAACACGAAGAAUAAGAGAGGAAUCGUUUACUUAAGUUACGUACCGAUGGGUCUGAACGCCACGCGAUUGCGACAACUGAUGGCAGAGUACGGAGAAGUGAACCGAAUAUUCCUCCAGAAGGAGAAGUCCGCCAACGAGUCGGCGAAGAAGCAGAGGAGGGCGUCGGUCAAGAAGUCCUACAACUGUCGGUACGUCGAGGGGUGGGUGGAGUUCCGCAAGAAAUCGGUGGCCAAACUGGCGGCCGGUGUCCUCAAUGGCCAACAGAUUGGCGGCAAACGGCGGACCAAAUUCUACGAUCAGAUCUGGAGUUUGAAAUAUUUGCAUAAGUUCAAAUGGAGUCAUUUGGCGGAACAGUUGUCGUACGAGAAGGCGUUGACACAACAGAAGCUGAGGUUUGAGAUCUCGAGGGCGAAGAAGGAGACCUCGUUUUACGAACAAAUGACACAUAAAUUCAAAUAUCAAUCCAAACACAAGACCGCCGAUGAGGGUAGUGGUGAGACCUCUGCGCGCGAUCGCCGCCAUUACAAGCAAAGGGUCACCGAUGAGCUGAUCCGCCAAAACAAGUCCACUAACAGUGAUGUGGACUUUGAGCUGUUGAGCAAAAUAUUCAAAUAACGCACAAAACAAUAGUUUUAAUUGUUUUUAUCACAUCUUUAUUUAUAAAUUUGGGUUUUGAUUGUGAAAUGAGAGCACAAAAUAUAUAUAUUAAAUAAAAAAGAGGACUAAAAGUGGUUCCGAUAUUUCAAUAUAAAGAUUAUAUAAUAAUAUAGAUCUGUGUUUGGGAUGAGUUUAAGGUUUUAUUUUCGCGGA